Molecule: messenger RNA, 1072 nt
Organism: Monodelphis domestica (gray short-tailed opossum)
Lineage: Eukaryota; Metazoa; Chordata; Mammalia; Didelphimorphia; Didelphidae
Gene: CRYBB3
Product: crystallin beta B3
Biological process (GO): visual perception; lens development in camera-type eye
Molecular function (GO): structural constituent of eye lens
Source: RefSeq, a predicted model, not a curated record
CGUUGUGUGUGUGUGAGUGCCCAGAUGUGCCGGCCACGUGUGUCUGUGUCAGAGUGUGGGGCCGUGGCAUCUCGGGGGGGGGCUCCCACGCUGAAAGCUCACCAGCUUUGGGCAUGACUGGGCGCAGGGAGGAGGGCACGGGUGCCCUUUCUAAGUGGGAGCCUGAGCGUCUCCCCCCCCCUCCAUGGGAUUCAGAGGGGCUCUUCCCACCUCAGAAGGGCUGGCCACGCUCCUCAGUUUGCAGCUUUUGUUUUCUAGCCUCUGGACUUUUGUUCGAUAAGAUGAUGGAGGAGCAGAGCGUCCCCGAGCAGGCGGCUGCUGGGAAAAGCCAUGGAGGCUUGGGAGGGAGCUUCAAGGUCUCCAUCUUUGAGCUGGAGAACUUUCAGGGAAAGAAGUGUGACUUGUCCACGGAGUGCCCCAACCUGACAGAGAGUCUGCUGGAGAAGGUGGGCUCCAUCCAGGUGGAAUCUGGCCCAUGGGUGGCGUUUGAACGCUGCGCCUUCCGCGGAGAGCAGUUUGUCCUAGAAAAGGGGGAUUACCCCAGGUGGGACGCCUGGUCCAGCAGCCAUCACAGCGACAGUCUCCUCUCCCUUAGGCCCCUGCACAUCGACAGCCCAGAGCACAAAAUCCACCUGUUUGAGAAUCCAGGCUAUGGCGGCCGCAAGAUGGAGAUCGUGGAUGACGACGUGCCCAGUCUCUGGGCCCAUGGCUUCCAGGACCGGGUGGCCAGCAUCAGAGUUAUCAAUGGAACGUGGGUAGGCUAUGAAUUUCCAGGCUACCGAGGGCGCCAAUACGUCUUUGAGCGGGGAGAGUACUGCCACUGGAACGAGUGGGAUGCCAAUCAGCCCCGGAUCCAGUCUGUCCGGCGUAUCCGGGACCGCAAGUGGCAUAAGCGUGGCUGCUUCCUCAGCAGCUGAAGGAGACUUAAGGGCCCCCGUCCCCCACCCUCCCCAGGCAGCCGACCCACCAAGAAGAGAAAGCUCUAGGGGUUCUCCAGCCUGCCGGACUCUCCUCUCCCCCUUGCAGCAGAAACUCCUCAAUAAAGCCCUGGCGCUCCCAGGUCCCGUCACCC